Acomys russatus (golden spiny mouse) is the source of this 1518-nucleotide messenger RNA. RefSeq names its product nuclear receptor subfamily 1 group I member 2 (gene Nr1i2). The record is from RefSeq and is a predicted model, not a curated record. Gene Ontology annotation, molecular function: RNA polymerase II cis-regulatory region sequence-specific DNA binding; nuclear receptor activity; zinc ion binding. The transcript is spliced from 8 exons. Lineage: Eukaryota; Metazoa; Chordata; Mammalia; Rodentia; Muridae. The coding region runs from base 46 to 1341 and encodes 431 amino acids. Gene Ontology annotation, biological process: negative regulation of transcription by RNA polymerase II; positive regulation of transcription by RNA polymerase II; cell differentiation.
UGUCUUUUCGCUUCUAGCCCAAGACACACAGAUGCAACCCUGGGGAUGAGACCUGGAGAUAGCUGGAGCCAUGUUGGCCUUGUUCAGAGUGAAGAAGCAGAUUCUGUCUCCGACAAGCCCAUCAACAGAGAUGAGGAAGAUGGAGGGCUUCAAAUCUGCCGCGUAUGUGGGGACAAGGCCAAUGGCUAUCACUUCAAUGUCAUGACGUGUGAAGGAUGCAAGGGCUUCUUCAGAAGGGCCAUGAAACGUAAUGUCCGGCUGAGGUGCCCCUUCCGCAAGGGGACCUGUGAGAUCACCCGGAAGACACGGCGGCAGUGCCAGGCCUGUCGUUUGCGCAAGUGCCUGGAGAGUGGCAUGAAGAAAGAGAUGAUCAUGUCCGAUGCUGCUGUGGAGCAGAGGCGGGCCUUGAUCAAGAGGAAGAAGAAAGAAAAGACCGAGGUGCCCACGCCUGGAGGGCAGGGGCUGACUGAAGAACAGCAGGCGCUGAUCCAGGAGUUGAUGGAGGCUCAGAUGAAAACCUUUGACACCACUUUCUCCCACUUCAAGGAUUUCCGGCUGCCUGCAGUGUUUAACAGUGGCUGUGAGCUUCCAGACUUCCUGCAGGCCUCACUGUUGGAAGACUCUGCCGCGUGGAGUAGAGUCAUGAAAGACAGGGUUCCAAUGAAGAUCUCCAUGCAGCUGCGGGGAGAGGACGGCAGCGUGUGGAACUACCAGGCCCCAUGCAAGAGCGACGGGAAGGAAAUCAUACCUCUGCUGCCACAUCUAGCCGACGUGUCCACCUACAUGUUCAAAGGCGUCAUCAACUUCGCUAAGGUCAUAUCCUACUUCAGGGACCUGCCUAUUGAGGACCAGAUCUCCCUGCUGAAGGGGGCCACUUUUGAGAUGUGCAUCCUGAGGUUCAACACGAUGUUCGACACAGAAACUGGAACCUGGGAGUGCGGUCGGCUGGCGUACUGCUUUGAAGACCCCGAUGGCGGCUUCCAGAAACUUCUGUUGGAUCCAUUGAUGAAAUUCCACUGCAUGCUGAAGAAGCUGCAGCUGCAUAAGGAGGAGUACGUGUUGAUGCAAGCCAUCUCUCUCUUCUCCCCAGAUCGUCCCGGUGUGAUACAGCGCAAUGUGGUGGACCAGCUGCAGGAGCGAUUUGCGCUCACCCUAAAGGCCUACAUCGAGUAUAGUCGGCCAUAUCCUGCCCACAGGUUCCUGUUCCUCAAGAUCAUGGCUGUUCUCACUGAGCUGCGCAGCAUCAACGCCCAGCAGACCCAGCAACUGCUGCGCAUCCAAGACACACACCCCUUCGCCACCCCCCUCAUGCAGGAGUUAUUUAGCAGCACAGAUGGCUGAGUGGCUGGCCCUGCAUGGAGAUGUCAUGGAAUGGCCAGAACCAGAUACUCUGAAUUGCCACUUCUAGGGCUAGACAGAUGGGACACACUGAUAGCCAAGGACACCCUAUGACCGCAGCUGAUUACCACUUCUCAGGAAAAGGACACCGGAGCCCCAAAGUGCAGCCCGUGGAAAGCG